Molecule: messenger RNA, 1163 nt
Organism: Elaeis guineensis (African oil palm)
Lineage: Eukaryota; Viridiplantae; Streptophyta; Magnoliopsida; Arecales; Arecaceae
Source: RefSeq, a predicted model, not a curated record
ACUAGUGUUUCCCUUCUCCUUGGACUAGUCAAAAACCUCUCCUACUCUGUUUCCUCCGCUCAUCCUCUUCCCAGUCCACACCUCUCACGCGCGUGCGGUCUCCGAUCGCUUGCAUCUCCUGUUGUUUGGUCUCUCUUGGCUUCUUCCUUCGAGCGGCCGAGGAGUUGGAUUGCUUCGCGGGGCUAGGGGGCUUGUCCGUGGAAGGUGGAGCAUGGGCGGCGGCGAAUUAGGGCUUGCGAGGGAAGAUCGUCCGGAGAGAUUUUGAAAAGAACUCAAAGUGGUUUUUGUUAGGAAAUGGCAGAAGAUUGGGAGGGAAAUUAUGAUUCUAGUAGCCACUCCAAUGAGAAUAAUCAUGAACAGUUGCACGUUGAACCUAUUUAUGAGGCCUUCCUCUGCCCACUUACGAAACAAAUUAUGAGGGAUCCUGUUACAUUAGAGAAUGGGCAGACCUUUGAGAGGGAAGCUGUUGAGAAGUGGUUCAAGGAAUGCAGGGACAGUAGAAGGAAGCCAAUUUGCCCAUUGACACUGAAAGAACUGAAUAGCAUGGACCUGAACCCUAGUAUUGCUCUAAGGAAUACUAUUGAAGAAUGGACCCAAAGAAACGAAACUGCUCAGCUUGACAAUGCUUGUAGAUCUCUAACUUCAGGAAGCUCAGAAAGUGAUGUUUUACAAGCUCUAAUCUUUGUCGCAUAUAUUUGCCAGAAAAGCAGGUCCAGUAAGCAUGUUGUAAGGAAUGCAGACUUGAUACCUAUGAUUUCUGGCAUGAUGAAGAGUAGCAGCAGGAAAGUGCGAUGCAAAGCAUUAGAAACUCUUCAUAUUGUGGCUGCGGAAGACAAAGACAAUAAGGAAGCUAUUGCUGCAGGGGACACCAUUCGUACAAUUGUAAAGUUCUUGUCACAUGAACAUUCCCAGGAAAGAGAGGAAGCUGUCUCUCUUUUAUAUGAGCUUUCAAAAUCCGAAUCCCUAUGUGAAAAGAUUGGUGGGGUCAAUGGGGCAAUUCUUAUACUGGUUGGGAUGGCAAGUAGUAAAUCAGAAAACCUUUUGACUGUUGAGAGAGCUGAAAAAACACUAGAGAAUCUGGAAAAAUGUGAAAAAAAAUGUGAGGCAAAUGGCGGAAAAUGGUAGACUGCAGCCCCUUCUUACCCUGCUCCUUGAAGGUACCU